Nanorana parkeri is the source of this 4806-nucleotide messenger RNA. RefSeq names its product diacylglycerol kinase delta (gene DGKD). Gene Ontology annotation, biological process: lipid phosphorylation; diacylglycerol metabolic process; intracellular signal transduction. Lineage: Eukaryota; Metazoa; Chordata; Amphibia; Anura; Dicroglossidae. Gene Ontology annotation, molecular function: ATP-dependent diacylglycerol kinase activity; protein homodimerization activity; protein heterodimerization activity. The coding region runs from base 58 to 3621 and encodes 1187 amino acids. The transcript has 30 exons. The record is from RefSeq and is a predicted model, not a curated record.
UUCCGGUCCCCUGCAGCUGGCCCUGUGUGUGUCCAUGUCCCCGGCUUUCGGCUAGUGAUGGCGGCCUCCCUGGCUGCGGCGGAUUCCGGGGCCCCGGCCGAGGAUUCAUCCGACAGCGAGCCGGAGCCCGAGCCGCAGAAGCUAAGCCGGAAAGUGUCUACGUCGGGUCAGAUCAAAAGAAAGGCUAUCAUAAAAGAGGGACACCUACACAAGCAGACAAGCUCCUUUCAGCGAUGGAGGAGGCGCUACUUCAAACUGCGAGGCAGGACACUCUAUUACGCCAAGACUGCAAAGUCUAUCAUAUUCGAAGAGGUUGACAUAACAGACGCCAGUGUUGCUGAGUCAAGCACCAAGAACCUAAACAACAGUUUCACCGUGUUCACUCCCUUUCGCAAACUGAUCCUUAGUGCGGAGAAUAGGAAGGAUAUGGAGGAAUGGAUGGCGGCCCUCAAAUCUGCACAGAACCGUGAGCUCUUUGAGUCUGCCCAGUACAGUGUGGACCACUUCUCCGGAAUGCACAACUGGUAUGCCUGCUCCCAUGCUCGACCCACAUACUGCAAUGUGUGCCGUGAAGCCCUCUCUGGGGUCACCUCCCAUGGACUCUCCUGUGAAGUGUGCAAGUUUAAGUCUCAUAAGCGGUGUGCCGUGAGGGCUACAAACAACUGCAAAUGGACUACCUUGGCCUCUAUUGGAAAAGACAUCAUAGAGGAUGAGGAUGGGGUAUCAAUGCCACACCAGUGGUUAGAGGGGAACCUGACUGUUAGUGCCAAGUGCACGGUAUGUGAGAAGACUUGUGGCAGUGUGCUGCGCCUACAAGACUGGCAAUGUCUAUGGUGCAAAGCAACGGUACAUACAUCCUGCAAGGAGCUUCUUCCUAAAAAAUGUCCACUUGGACAGUGUAAAGUGUCCGUAAUCCCCCCAACGGCCCUCAACAGCAUAGACUCAGAUGGGUUCUGGAAAGCCACCUGUCCCCCAUCGUGCACAAGCCCUUUGCUUGUGUUUGUCAAUUCAAAGAGUGGAGACAACCAAGGUGUAAAGUUCUUAAGACGCUUCAAGCAGCUGUUGAAUCCAGCUCAGGUUUUUGAUCUAAUGAAUGGCGGACCCCAUCUUGGCUUACGUCUGUUUCAAAAGUUCGACACUUUUAGAAUAUUGGUAUGUGGCGGAGAUGGAAGUGUGGGCUGGGUUCUCUCUGAAAUAGAUGCCCUAAAUCUUCACAAGCAGUGCCAACUGGGUGUGUUGCCUCUAGGAACAGGGAAUGACUUGGCACGAGUGCUUGGCUGGGGCUCUGCAUGUGAUGAUGACACUCAGUUACCCCAAAUACUGGAGAAGUUUGAGAGGGCUGGCACUAAAAUGCUGGAUAGGUGGAGCAUCAUGGUGUAUGAGACCAAACUGCCAGCUCAGGUUCCAGAUCCCUGUACAUCAACAGAACCAAUUGAGGAUUGUGAGGUGCAGCAGAUUCUGGUUUAUGAAGACUCUGUAGCAGCUCACUUAUCUCAGAUACUGAGCUCAGACCAACACUCUGUGGUUAUCUCUUCAGCUAGAGUCUUGUGUGAAACUGUAAAAGAUUUUGUUGCCCGUGUGGGGAAGGCCUACGAGAGAAUGACAGAGAGUUGUGAAGAAUCUGAAACAAUGGCAGGAAAGUGUACUGUCCUUCGAGAGAAGCUCGACUCCCUCUUGAAAACUUUAAAUGAGGAGGCUCAGGCUACAUCAGUCCUGUCCCAACCUCCACCCACAAUAAACGAGGAGACUGAGGAGUCAUCAGAAAAUGCCAGAAGCCCUCCAGCUGUCUCUCCUUCUCCAGGACGAUCGCAGACUUUUCGGCCUCGCGAACAGCUCAUGCUCCGAGCUAACAGUUUGAAGAAAGCCAUUCGACAGAUAAUUGAGCAGGCAGAGAAAGCUGUUGAUGAACAGAAUGCUCAAACCACAAGUAAUGAAGAUCUCCUCCUAUCGUUUCCUCUAGAGGAUGGCAAAGAUCGGAGUGCAGCAAGCACAGUGAAUGCACAUAGUGGCCCUGCUCUGCCCAGGAUAAGGUCAUCCAGCAGAGCUGGUAAAUCGGAAAGAGCGACAAGUAAAAGCAGCCUGUCCGCAGGAGCCUCUGCAUCCCUCCCUGCUGCUAAUACCCAUCGGGAGCACAUGCACCAAAACAUGAAAGCUGGAAUGUCUGGAUCUUUACCAGGAAACUCCAUCAUUAGCCACUUUCUUAUUAGUGCUGACUCAUUUACCUCGGAACCAGACUUGAAUUGUUACACAGAAAGAUGUGUAAUGAACAAUUACUUUGGGAUUGGACUGGAUGCAAAAAUUUCUUUAGAUUUCAACAACAAAAGGGACGAACACCCAAAAAAAUGCAGAAGUCGCACAAAGAACAUGAUGUGGUAUGGUGUACUUGGGACCAAAGAACUGCUACAGAGAACAUACAAGAACCUGGAGCAGAAAGUACUUCUAGAGUGUGAUGGAGUGGCCAUUCCCCUACCCAGCCUGCAAGGAAUUGCUGUACUGAACAUUCCCAGUUACGCUGGCGGAACAAACUUCUGGGGAGGCAACAAAGAAGAUGAUACAUUUGCUGCGCCUUCCUUUGAUGAUAAGAUCUUGGAGGUGGUUGCUGUAUUUGGCAGUAUGCAGAUGGCUGUGUCCAGGGUCAUCAAGCUACAACAUCACCGGAUUGCUCAGUGCCGAACGGUGAAAAUCACAGUGCUCGGUGAUGAAGGGGUCCCUGUGCAAGUGGAUGGAGAGGCUUGGAUCCAACCACCAGGUUAUAUCCGUAUAGUACACAAGAACAGGACACAGACCCUCACCCGAGACAGGGCCUUUGAAAGCACCUUAAAAUCCUGGAAAGAUAAGCAGAAAUGUGAUUUGUCAAGACAAGCCACCUCCAAUCUCUCUCCUACAUCUUUACACCCCGAAGUGCUCUCUGAUGAGGAGGCAGCACAGGUGUCACGGUUUGGACAGGCUGCCGGUGCCCUCAUUCACUGCAUUAAAGAAAUAGCGGUUUCUCAUCAAAGCAUAGAGCAAGAGCUGGCUCAUGCUGUCAAUGCAAGCUCAAAGUCUAUGGAGAAAGUGUACAACAAGAACUCAGAGGGUUCUAGCUGCAGUGAUGUUAUGGAAAUGGUAACAAAUGUCCGAGCAUUAUUGAAUGAGACAGAGCUGCUACUGAAGGGGAGAAUGGCAUUGCUCCUGGAUCCCCCUCAGAAAGAGCAGCUGACAGAGUCACUCAGUAACACAGAGCAAGAGCUGCGGAACCUGGCAGAUGUCCCAUGGCUAUCUCAGAGUGUUGAGCCUACAGAAGAUGAGGGCGCUCUGGAUUUCUCCAAGUUAAGACGUAGCAGUCGGUUUAAUCUGGUCAACAAAUUCAAAAAGGAGAAGAAUACCAAGAACAAAGAGACCCGGAGCAGCACCGGGCCACCUGCUCAUCUUUGGGGAACGGAAGAGGUUUCUCUUUGGUUGGAGCGUCUUAGUCUGUCUGAGUACAAGGAGGUCUUUACUCGCCAUGACAUCCGAGGCUGUGAGCUCCUCCACCUAGAGCGCCGAGACCUCAAGGAGUUGGGUGUGACAAAAGUGGGCCACAUGAAGAGAAUCCUCCACGGCAUCCGGGAGUUGAGCCCCCCUCCUGUCAGUGCGGAUUAGGAUCUGUCUUCACAUCCUGUGUGGCCCAGUCUGGGUGACCAGUGGUGCUUCUUUACAGCACAUGCCAUUUCUAGGUUUUACUGCAGCAUAGCGCUUUCUAAGAACAGCUAAUCUCAGCACUGCGUCAUGGUGAGCAGUAAUAUAGAGGCCUUUGUUUUAGUUGGCAUUCUAUCAAAUGUGCCCCUAGACAGCAGCCAAUCGCAAUUAUGCCCUGGGGAUUCUGUAGCCAACCACAGAAAAUACGUGUCCAGGGUAUAAAUGGCUCAAGGGCUUUAGUGAGCUUUUGCCUACAUAAGACGUGCUGGAUGCUAUGAAAGGCAGUUCUUUUUUUUUAUAAAUACCACAAAAGCCAAUGGUGACUGAAGUAAUUUUAUUUCCAUGUACAGUAUAUGCUACCUCGUGUGGCUUGGGACAGACACUGUGCUGUUAGUGGAACGUCAGCAGAGUAAAAACAAUCAACAUUUUUGGAGCAAAUGCUCAUCCUCUGUACUCUGUCCUUUGCCUAUACACCUGAAGAUGUAGGUAAUUGAUUUUGGCCUGUAACCAUAUCCUCACCAAUGUAUUGAACUUGUAAGAUGACUGUGGAGUUUUGUAGUUUGUGUUAAUAUGAAUGCUGUUUUCUCAGGCUCUGUGUAAAUCGUAUGGUGUGCAAAUGGCAUCCCGGAUGUGGUGUACAAAUAAUUUUAUUAGUUGUUGCUUUGGACUUUUGUAAAUUCCAGCUGUGAGUUGAGAAUAUUGCAACAGCCCACUCUGGUCUAUGAUCAAAAGAUUGUUUACAUUUCUCUAGGUACAUUUAUAUAGCAGGAAACAACCUCUGCUCUGUUAUUUGCUGUCCAUUGAUGACAGUGACAGCUUUGUCCGGAAGAUACAAUGAAGGACCGUUUCCUGAAACUGUGUUUGGUUUGUGGUUGGAGGAGUCUGCAUCCAUUGCUCGUUUUCUUCAGCCACUGUUACCUUGUUAAUCCCGGGCAGGUCCCUUCCCUUUGCUUACCUUUAUCCGUGAGGGACACAUGAAACAACUCUGAGAUCCUCAGGUAAAGGCUGACAAUCCCUCCCCUGGUGUAUUUAUUGUCCCGUGCCUUACUGCAGUCCCUGUGCCUUUUUAAAAGUGAUGUUAAUGCCUGUAAAUAGCAGUGUUGUAAAAUAUGGCUUCUGUUCUAACAGUAAAAUAUGUCUUAAUAAUGA